UGCCCAGAGUGGCUGGGGAAACCCAGCCAGAUGGGCGGGGUAUAAAUAAUAAAUUAUUAUUAUUAUAUCUGACUUCAGAUGUGCCCAGGCAAGUAGAUCUCAAAGACUCUUCUAGUUUGGCUGGCUUCCCACUCCACUGAGCUCUGCACUUUGUUGCUCAGCAACGAGACUGUGGAGACAGUCUGGCCUCUUACGGGAACACAGAAAUACUUGAAGAACAAGAAAAGUAGUCACAAUGGAUCCCUACUUUCCACCCCCACCAUGAGCCAGGUUUCCUCCUGAGUUUGGAAUACAAGUGACAGAAGUACUAAUGAGUGAACUGAAUGCAGAACCAAUCAGUUGUUUCCCCCCUCCCUCCAUACUUCAGGUGUUCUAACGCAAGCCUGGCCUUCUGUUUCUUCUUCCUUUGCUCACUGGAGAAACAAAGAAAGGCAGAAUCGGCAAAAAUGAUCAUCGUCAACUGAACGAAACAAUUUUUGAGAAAGAAGAAGCGACAAAGAGAUUGUAGAGAGAAUGGGCCUUGCAAACUCUAAGCAGCUUAAACAAGCCCAGGUUCUAAUGCUUGGGCUUGAUUCAGCAGGGAAAUCCACCCUCUUGUAUAAGCUGAAAUUUAAUGAUGUCUUCCAAACUUUGCCAACCAUCGGUUUCAACGUAGAGAUGCUUGAAACAGGGAAAGACAUUGCCUUAACCAUCUGGGAUGUUGGGGGCCAACACCAAAUGAGGCCUGCUUGGAGCAACUACUUGGAGAACGUGGAUAGCCUGGUCUAUGUUGUGGACAGCACAGAUAACCAGCGGUUGGAAGAGUCCAAGAAAGAAUUGGAGCUUCUUUUGAGGAAUGAGAGGAUUAAAAACGUGCCUGUGGUUGUGCUAGCAAACAAACAGGAUCUUCCUGGAGCUCUAAGUGCUGAGGAAAUAACCAGGAGGCUGAACGUGAAAAAGCACUGCCACGACCGAAACUGGUACGUACAACCCUGUUGUGCAAUUACAGGUGAGGGCUUAUCAGAAGGGUUUCGAAAAGUGACGUCCUUUGCAAAAUCCUGCAUGAAAUCUAAACAAGAAGCUUUUGCUCUUUUCAAGCAAGAUUAACAUACUCUAUUCUGAUGCGAGGGAGAACAGCCAUGCAAAGCUGACUGGGGCAGAAAGUCAGUCAUUUAAUGGAAUAUCUGGUGCUGCUUUUCGGACUUUUCUAAGACAGAACAUAUUUAUCCCAAGCCAGUUUACUGUUUUCAGAGAUACUAUUUUGCUGCAUUUUAAUGAAUAAAUGCAAUUCCCAACUUCAUUGCUUAUGGAACUGCACAUUAAAAAAAAACAAAAAACCAUUCAUUUAAUUUGAUGAACAUUUGAAUUCGUAUGUAUUUCAGCUAUAUGUAAUAGCCUUUUUUCUGUUUUAGUGUGACCUUAUUCUUAGCAAUUCUAUACCCUUUGCCAUACAGUGUGACUUUUUUUAAUACAGAAAGUAGCUUUGAUGCUUUAUACACUUAAAGUACCUAGGCCUAUACAAUUAUGUGUAACAGCAUGUGAGGUGGCCUUGAUUUAAACAGUUGACGUUUCUAUAUUUUUAUUUAGUGCCAGUAACUGUUUUUUGCAGUGCCAUUAAAUAGUACAAGGUGCCAUUUUCCAGUGAUUGACAGAUGAUCAGUGUGGAACUGAAAGCUCUGUUACCAGUGGAGACUAAGAUGAUGACAUAGCUUCUUAAGAUGUUUGAGGAGUCAAUAUAAAUUUAUAAACAUUUGAGACUUGUUACUUAAUGCCUAUUUUAAAAAUAAAUUUCUAUCUUGUGACAAUUUAUCAGUUAUAAUUUAAAUAUGUUGUGUGUUGCCUUACUUGUCUAAGUAGAUGGUGAUUUGCAUUUCUGAUGUUAUGUAACUUGUCAUUACUGAUUAUUUGUGUUUUAUUUUAUGGAAAUAGCAUUUAUUUUAAACUUUAUAUUGAUUUUAUUAGCGUUGCACUGAAAAUACUGUACCAUGUAGAUAUGCUUAUUAAAGAACGUACUCAUGUAACAGA
Podarcis muralis (Common wall lizard) is the source of this 2004-nucleotide messenger RNA. NCBI's taxonomy places the organism in Eukaryota, Metazoa, Chordata, Lepidosauria, Squamata, Lacertidae. The record is from RefSeq and is a predicted model, not a curated record.